UCACGGUGAUCCGUAUGAGCUGGUCCGAAGUCACAUGAUGAAUGCGGAAGUAACAUCUUAGCCUGACUCGCAGUGGAGAAACAUCAGCAAAGAAGAUUUAAUUGUGAAUAAUUACAGUCUGUGGAUGCGGAUAUGGAGCAUCGGUUAGGCCGGGCGCCGGUGUUGUCUCCGCUGGAGGAGUCGAGUGAGGAGGUGAGCCGAGACAGCGGGAUCGUGUCCCAAAGCGCCAGCACCGUGUCCAUGCUGAGCGAGGGCCUGAGCAACGGAAACGUCUCCCAGAGCCCCAGCUUCGGACUUAAUGUCUCCCAGAGCCCCAGCUUCGCCGGUAACGUAUCAGAAAGCCACAGUUUCAGCGGUAACGUGCCUCAGAGUCCCAGUCCGGACGGUGCUGCUGCCCAGAGUCCUGUCCAUGAGCAGGAGGAUGAGAUCCUGAGACAGACUGCACUCACUUACUCCUCUUACAUCCGAGCAGACGCAGCCGAGGAGAUCUCAUGUCUGGAGAAGAGUCUGGAAGAAAUGCUCACUCGAGUGGACGAGUUUGUGGGGAUGCUGGACAUGAUUCGCAACGACACCUCUCAGAUCGUGAACAUCAGCCUGCCUCAGAUUCAUAGAAAAGCUGAGGAAAUGAGACAGAUUUACAGGAAAAUCGAUAAGCUGGAGGCUUUUGUGAAGAUGGUCGCAGCCAACGUGAGCGUCAUGGAGGAGCAAGUCAUCGAGGCUGAAGGUGAAGCCCGGACUCUACCUGGUGCUUUCAAAAAGAUUUUCCGAACGAUGAACGUCUCGGGAUUUUUAAAUAAACCCUCCAGCCCCAAACGAUCAGCGCCGCCGCAGCAGCACCAGGAGAUUCCCUCCGUGUUCAGGACCGACGACUUCUUCCCCGCUCAGCCGGAACCAUGAUCCUGGGAAAAUCACCGUAGCUUCGAUCUCACAUCGAUGUUCCCGCCAAAAAAAACAAAAAAAAAAAACCGAGACGCCCGCUCGCCUCCGACAGCAAUAUCAGAGCGGUCCUUCGAGAACGCCGAUCACAGCCGAGCACUACUUUAGCACACCGUUAGAUGGCAGCUAGUUUUAUAACGACGUUUUGGUUUUUUAAAGGACUUUUGUUUAAAGUGCCUCUCCUGGAAACAUUUCACUCUCACCAACGCAGCAGCAUGCUCACAAACAGGCAUGUGUCGAGAUCACGUUCAUGUCAUAAAAUAUUUAAGAAACCAUUUAUUACAACUCCAUCUCUGACACACGGAGUUCCGGGUACGGGCUAAAACACUCGUUCAAACGUAUUGUUGUUUCUAUAGCAACGACUUUAACAUAGGGUUGUACAACAUGAACCCGACAUUAAACCUGAAACACUCGAUUCUGUGUAGGUACGAGAAGCUAAAUCAAGUCUAAACACUUUUUAAAUUGAGUUUAUUGCUCCAUGUUAAACGUUUCUUCAUGCACGUGAAGUUCAGAGUCACUUUUCCCCAGAAGAAUCGAUUCACUUGAACGACUCCUUGAACCAUCGAUUCUCAAGAUACAAGAAACUACAAGGAAAGAAUCGAGAGUUCGACUAAGUACAUCCCCUCAUCUCCGUGUAGGUAGGAGGCGCUACAUCAGGUGUGACUCCACCCACCUAGUUUUUUUUUUUUCCCACAUCACCAUAGCAACAAAUCAAAUAUCGUGACAAGUAUAAAAUGUCUUGUCUAUGUCACAAAAUAGAUUUAAAAUAAAAUCCUAUACAAACUUGGCAGAUGUUUAACCAACGUUUAGAUGUAUUAAAUCAUAAUAUUAUAUAGUUACGACUUAUUUAUUAAAAGUUAGGAGAAUUUGAACCUGAAAGCCGGGAGUUUAAGAGGAUAAUUCACAUCUCCUCUAUUGAAGAUAUUUUGUUUAUCCUGUGUUUGUUUUAUAUUUAAAGUUCAAUAUCUCUAUAUAUUGUGCAAAUGAUUAUCGACACAUGCCUAAUAACAGAAAGAAUUUCUGUGGUUUUUAAUUAAGAUUGUGUACACUUUUAUAAUGUUAUCUUCAUCUCAGAUAUUUUUUUUUUUGCACUAAUGUAACUAACAUCACAGUAGCUCGAAUCACCUUCAUUUCAAGUAUAUAUAUGCGUUUAAUAAAAUAUCGUCACCUGCUGUUAUUUGAUAAAAUGCCACGACUGCUUGUGCUUCAUGUUCAGGCUGUAAAUUUCCACUUCCUCCUCUUCACGCCACAGGAAAAGGAAAUCUGUGGUUAUGCCAAUUUUGAGUAAAUAAAUCUUUUUUACACUGAUGAUUAUGAUUGUCAGCUUGCUUGAUAGUUAAGUAGCUAAUUUAAUGAAUUGAUUUGUAAGGAAUGUACAUUUAUUUAUAAUAAAACGCAGAAUUAUUGUAACAAAGUAAAGG
Messenger RNA from Hemibagrus wyckioides, 2357 nucleotides. It is a transcript of the gene bloc1s4, whose product is annotated as biogenesis of lysosomal organelles complex-1, subunit 4, cappuccino. The record is from RefSeq and is a predicted model, not a curated record. Lineage: Eukaryota; Metazoa; Chordata; Actinopteri; Siluriformes; Bagridae. Gene Ontology annotation, cellular component: BLOC-1 complex. The transcript is spliced from 5 exons. Bases 133 to 897 code for a protein of 254 amino acids.